This is a messenger RNA of Maniola jurtina (meadow brown), 1139 nucleotides long. Its product is annotated as INO80 complex subunit B. Gene Ontology annotation, cellular component: Ino80 complex. Gene Ontology annotation, biological process: chromatin remodeling. The transcript is spliced from 3 exons. The record is from RefSeq and is a predicted model, not a curated record. NCBI's taxonomy places the organism in Eukaryota, Metazoa, Arthropoda, Insecta, Lepidoptera, Nymphalidae. Bases 185 to 1132 code for a protein of 315 amino acids.
UUGUCAAAGUCAAAAUCACAUUUAGCAAAGUUCUUGUCUUCAAAAACAAAAUAGUUUACAACAAAACUUAGAUCAGAUUCAGAAAUAUUUUUAUAAUACUCUAUCGGUUUGGCCUCCUAACACUUUUACCUAAAUUUCUUAUAGAUUUAGCUCACGUCCUGGUGCAUUUAUAUUAAUUUGAAUAAUGGUGCGACGGCAGCGUGAACCAAGUUCUACAGAGGAUGACAUAGUAAUCGACACAUCACCACCAAAGAAGCACAAGCGGCACAAACAUAAGAAACACAAGAAGCGAAAGAUCGACAAUACCUACGACAGCGAUACCUCGAUCGAUGUGGCAUACGAAGACAUUAUGGACAAGUCUUACAAAAUGAAGUCGAAGAAGGAUGUGCCUAGUACUUCAGCAGCUGAACUUCUAAAGGCCCAAGCAAAGUCGUCGUCGGAUUCCCGCAAAUCAAUGCCUGGGUCAACAUCAAGUACUCCUCCAAAGGGUCCUCCUAAGAAGAAAAAAGUUAAAGGUCGUGAUAGUGGCACUUCAAGUGAAGAGGAACGCUGGCUAGAUGCUAUUAAGUCUGGCAAACUUGAAGAGGUAGAUGAGGAGUUAAAGAAAAUCAAACCAAAAGAUCCCAAAAUGAUGACUGCUAGACAAAGAGCGAUGUAUGAAAGAGGCACAGAUAAAGAACCAAGUCCAGGAGGCGAAGUGCUGCUUGCAUUACCAUCAGGUUAUAAAGAAAAAGUCAUGACAGCGGAAGCUAUUCAAAAAGCUGCAAUAAAGUCUCAGAAACGAAAACAAUUAGCUGAUGAAAAGAGGGAAAAAGAUAAAAAGAAAACAAUGGAUCGUCUUCUCAAGAAACAAGAAUCAAAGAAUCUUAAAAAUGCUCAGAAAGGAAAACCAAUCAGAAAACAAGAGCCAAUGAUUGUGUAUAAAAAUAAUAACAAUGAAAUAUCACUGUCCUUACCAUUGGGUAUCCCAUUUCCAUUAGAAAUAAAACCUCCAUUAGAUCCUCCGAAACCAAUCACAUGUGGUGUAAAUGGAUGUAACAAUAUCAAAAAAUAUAAUUGUUCUAAAACUGAUGUACCUUUGUGUAGCUUGGAAUGUUAUAAGAAAAAUAUGUGUAUAAUAAAUGUUCAUUAAAUUUGAA